Molecule: messenger RNA, 3728 nt
Organism: Hylaeus volcanicus
Lineage: Eukaryota; Metazoa; Arthropoda; Insecta; Hymenoptera; Colletidae
Product: epidermal growth factor receptor kinase substrate 8-like
Exons: 11
Coding region: 342-2960 (872 amino acids)
Biological process (GO): Rho protein signal transduction; regulation of Rho protein signal transduction
Cellular component (GO): plasma membrane
Molecular function (GO): actin binding
Source: RefSeq, a predicted model, not a curated record
AUUAAUCUUCGAUCGGAAUAUAUCUCCAAUACGUAGGUACGGCCCUGCCUCACCGUGUCGAAAGGACCCGAUUCCGUUAGAUCUGAACGUCCAUGUUCCGCAGGUAAAUGCCAACCAAUGGGAGAGCCCGUAUCAGCGACGCACCUGGGUAAAACAGGCAAGAAACGAACGGGGCAACGAGCGAUCAGGUAGUUGUUCAAGUAUUUCCAGUUGAGCAUGAUCGGCACGUAGAGCUCUCUGCCGAAAACUUCCCCUCCCUCUCCUUCUCUCUCUUUCUCCCUUUGGGUGUGUGCACAUUGUGAACAUUUGUAAAUAGAUAAGAAGUUAAACGUUCGGCCACGAUGCCAUACUACAACAGCGGACACAGUCCUUCCACUUACAAAGAUGGAGGCUCCAGUGGGCCAUCGAGCACAUCGGGCGGCCGAGUCAGUAGCUCCGAGCCGACGUACAUGAUGGAGCAUUUGGCCACGUUCACGGUCACGAAGGAAACCGGUAUUGUUUAUCCAACGGACGGUAUGCGGCGACUUCUGCAGUUGGAGAAGAGUAACGGCAUCUGGAGCCAAAAGAUGCAGCUCCGUCUGGAACGGAACUGGGUCCUGAUCAUGGACAACGAGACAGGGGCCGUCAUGGAGCGAUUCCCAGCCUCGUUGAUACAGGAACCGACCGCAUUCACGUCGAGGGACCCUAUGGAGAUGUAUAACAACAUUCUCGUCUUCACAGUGGCGGAUGACAGCGGUUCCGGUCAGCGAGCAGAGAUGCAUAUAUUCCAGUGUCAAAGCGUCUCGGCCCAGGACCUCGUCGAGGACUUGAAAAUGUUGCAGAUGGGGAAAUUGGUACCCGGAGGUUCGCCCAGGGGACCUAGGGGUCGCAUACCACCGCCUCCCACAUUGCCUCCACCUGAGCCACCCUUGAAUGGGGUGAACGUUCGAGAACAAGUGUCUGCUUUUAACGCUAAUAACGACGGUCAGAACGACAUAUCUCGCGAGGAGAACAACGACGAGGUCUCCUCGACGUCCUCGGAGAAGUACGAACGCGACGUGACCAUCCUCAACCACUGCUUCGACGACAUCGAGAAGUUCAUCGCGCGCCUGCAGCACGCAGCGGCCGCGUCCAAGGAGCUGGAGCGGCGCAGACGCAACCGGAAGUCGAAGAAGAGAAACCUAGGCGACGGUAUGCUGACGAUGAGAGCGAAACCGCCUCCUGAAAUGGAGUUCAUCGAUAUAUUCCAGAAGUUCAAGCUCUCGUUCAACUUGCUGGCUAAGCUGAAGGCCCACAUCCACGAUCCCAACGCUCCUGAGCUGGUUCACUUCCUCUUCACCCCUCUGGCUCUGAUCGUGGACGCGUCUCGCGACACCAAUUACGAUCCUAAUUUACCUAGCAAAGUGGUGUCGCCGUUGUUGACCAGAGAAGCCGUCAAUCUUCUCAUCAACUGUGUCACUAGUAAGGAGACAGAGUUGUGGCACUCUCUGGGCGACACUUGGCUGAUACCACGCGACCAAUGGAAGGGACACGUUCCUCCGUAUCAUCCCAUAUUCAUGGACGGUUGGUCACCGGAGUAUCCCAUACCAGAAGACAGAGAUCACGAUCACCUAGCCUCGUUGUUAAACGCGGAUAAGCAGAAGAGGGACGAGCUGCCGGAGCAACAGAACGACCCUUACUACAAUCACCGCGAAGUGGACGAGUCCCAUUACAGCAGUGACUACUUGGAGUACGAGAGCAGAGAGGAGCGCGGUGGCAACGAGUACUUCGAUAGAAAUUAUGGGACCAGUUCUGAAUUGUACGGCAGAGAGGAGCGAGUGGUCGACCAGAGGGCCCACAGCGACAUAUCCGUGGACUCUAUCGAGAGAACACCGAGGGUCGCUGGGAUGGAGAGGGCUCAGGAGGCUUGGCUGGACGACCUGAUGGCUAGACACGCGAAGAUCGUGCAGGUCACCUAUCCCAGAACGGCCAAUAACGACAAGGAGCUGACGGUGGUGAGGGGCGAGUAUCUGGAGAUCCUCGACGACAGCCGGAAGUGGUGGAAGGCGAGGAAUUCCAGGGGACAGGUCGCGCACGUGCCGCACACCAUCGUCACGCCCCACAACCCGUCCCAUUCCGCCGAGAACGACGUUUUCAACAAUCCCCUGUACACCAGCCGAUAUCCGCGACAGGGGCACGGCUACAAUUACGAGGAUUCAGAAAUUGAAAGAACCAGCACUAGUCCAGGCCCGGAAGCCACGCAUCGGACACACGCGAUCCCGCCACCGGCACCUGCUGAUUGGGUGAGGAAAGAGAGGCUCGGGAAAAAAGAUGAAUUUAAUGAAACAACGCCUAUCAGUAACAAGGUAAUAUUCUCACUUGGAACUGACACUAACGAAGAUACACGACCGAUCGUUGAAAAUCAGAAAACAAAAAUCAAUAAAGUGACGGAAAUAGUUGAGGUGCAUCCACCACCUGCUAACGUAUCCAAGGAAGUUAUUCCUGUAACACCAACAUCAACAGCCCCACCCCCACCUCCGCUGCCAUCUCUGCAGACUCAGACAUCAGUCUCUUCUACCACCUCUAGCAAAGUGUCAACGUACAAAAGCACCAAGUCGAAUUUUGGAAUUAACACUCAGAACCAAGUGCAAGAGGAACUGAAGCAUGUGCUCACCAUAUAUCGCGAGAAGAAACAGAAUGUCAAAGUUGUUCCAGGGUGCGAGGCUAUCUUGGACCAACGUUCCUCGCCCAGCGAAGUAAAUAGCUGGUUGAUCGCCAAAGGCUUUUCAGAAAAGACCUGCAAGCAAUUAAGGGAUUUAACUGGUUCAGAUAUAUUUGAUUUAACCAGAAGACAAAUGGAGCAUUACUGCGGCGUAUCGGAAGGUACUAGACUUUACAGUCAAAUCACGUUAGCACGAAGUGAAUCCGAGCAGAAGAAUCCUCGAACAUCGGAACUAAAAGAAAUAUUGGAAAAAGCUCGACACAGAGCCGAAGAACAGUAGUCCAUCGUCUAUAAAAUACUCUCCAUAAAUUAAGAGGAACAAAAUAUGAAUGAUACAUAUCCCUAGAGUGUAUGUAGAAAUACGCAUGCGAAUAGAGGAAUGUAAUACUACGUCAUACACCUUUACCAUUAAAUGGCGGUAGUACGAUCUUCCCUUUUGUAAAAUUCUGUGAUGUCUUUUUCUAAACAUUAACUUGCAACGAAGCGUUUUUACAACUGAACGUUUGAAUGAGAUUUUAGGAUUUAUUUCUACGAUGUACAGUUACUUCGAUAAUGGUAGGAUGUUUUAUUAUAUAUAAACGAAUACGUUUUUCGAAUCCCGUUACAAUGAAACCUGACUUAUAAAUAAGUUUUUCGCUAAACAGCUAGAAGAGGCUUAACACUCAUUAAGAGGCUCGGCUCAAUAUUGAUGUCAAGUUUUUAUUUCAAGCGAUCACAUACAUUGUAACAGACAUAAAUAGGUACUCUAGCUGUAUAUCACUUAUUAUAUCGAUAAACUAUACAUUUCUUUCGAAUACUCGACUCGAGGUCACGCAACGUGAACACAUUGAUAAUUAUAUUUUUUAUAAAGGUAAAUCUGUUGCCAAGCCCUCGCGUGUACAGUUAAUGAAUUCCCAUAGAAAAGUUUCAUGUAAAACGCGUAUUUCCAUUGCAAUGGUGAACGAACAGAAAAAUCCCCACCUUUACAAAAAAGAAAACGAUAAUUAUGUAUUUUCAGCGAAUGUAACAUGUACGAUAAAGACUCAAUAAAUUGUUAAUAGUCUACAAA